AAGCAGCUUCAGUGAGCGAAGCAGUGAAGGACAUGUGCCUCCUCAUCAUCACACUGCAGCAGCCAGAGGAACACACAGUUCUCCUGUCCGAGCUCUCCAGGAAACAUCAUCUUCAAACGUCGGAGCCAUGAUCAAGAGGAAACUGAGUCUCAAGUGGUUUGGGAGCCUCACCAAUCUCUCCGCCCGCCGCUCCUCAUCCCCGGGCAAAAUCCAGGCAGCCCCAGAGCAUGAUGGGAGCCUCUGUGGGGCCAAACCAGCAGCAGCUGGGGACCAGUCAGUGGACGACAUGGAGUCGUGCCUCCACAGCCCCGGCUACGCCCGCUCCAGUGACAUGUACACACAUGUGGGCACUGUGCCCCGCAGCGAGAGGCAGAAGAAGAGCUUCAGGGGUCUGAAGGAAAAGAUGAAGAGGAGGAAAGAGGAGGAGGAGGAUGGGGGGGUGAGUGGAGGGCAGGGCCAGUGCAAGGCGGGGGAACAUGUCCCAGACUCCCUCCUGCUCAGUGCCCUGUCCAGCCUCACUGUGACCAGUCCGGACCGGCCCCUGCCUGCAGCGUGCCGGCCGCUGCCCGCCACUCCGUCACCCAGCCCAGCCUCACCUUUGACCUCAGGCCCCGAAGGCUUCAGUCGUCCUCCAGGAGAACUCGAUAAGAGCCGAGACGCACCGUCGAGGAGCAAGGAUGCUUUAGAAACCAGUAGACCUGUGAAAUAUCCAUCGAACAUGGGCACUAACGGACCCAAAGUGGCUCCAGCGCAGGAUGUGUACGUCCCGAUGGACCCGAUUACUGAGGCAGCUCGAGACGACCCAAGAGGGAAGCAGCAAAGAGACACAGCUCAGGAGCCCAAGAGCCCGGGGGACGUGAGGCCGGGUCACGUGACAGACGGCAGUGGAGAGUAUGUGAAGUUCUCCAAGGGGAAGUUCUGGUUGGAGCCGCCGUCAGAGACCCAGAGGAAGCAGCUGGAGGAGGAGCUGAAGCUGAGCGGCACGAACCUGAGGAGCAACGUCUGGUACCACGGACACAUCCCCUGGGAGGUGUCGGAGAGCCUUGUGGGGAAACAUGGCGACUUCCUCAUCCGAGACUCCCAGUCCAGUCAGGGAGACUUUGUCCUCACCAGCCACUGGGAGGAGAAGACGCUUCACUUCCUGAUCAGGAAGACGGUGGUUCAGGCUGGUGAGACGUUCACCCGGGUCCAGUACAGCCUGGGGGGGGGGACCUUUGACACCAUACAGGCCCUCGUCCACUUCCACGUGGGCAGCCGGGCGGCUCUGACCCCGUGGAGCAGCGCUCAGAUCCAUCAGCCAGUUCACAGGACGCUGCCACUCAGUUACCUGGAGACGGCGUUCUGCACCGUCACCAGCCAGCGCUCCGACCCCGGGGGGCCGAGGAGCGGCAGCUCGGGUGGAGAGGACAGGGUCCGUCCCAGGAGUCCUUCCUCUCUCGUCCACAGGGGGACAGACAUGAGCAGAAGACAGGACGAGCAGACUCUGUCGACUUCAGGAGAAUCAACUCUCACUUCUCCAAACAUCAACACCCCACGGUCCAGAAGCCCUUGCUACCCCCCGACCACCCUUGUGGCACCAUCUCCAUCCUUCUCCAGGAGCUUGAACACCUCUCAGCCCACGUCCUCUCCGAACAGCACCCUCAACAGACAGCGUAACAACAGAUACCAUCAGAAGCAGGACCCUCCGUCCUCUGAUGGAGACGGAAGCUGCUACACGGAGCUGUACCCUGGCCCUCAGAGCUAUGUGGAGAGGCUGUGGGCAGAGGAUGGGUCGCUGGGCGUGGAUCCACUGAGGCUGGAGGACGGGAACGUGUACUUUUCACCCGUAGUGGAGGCGGUUUCUUCUUUCAAACCGAGCAGGUACAAGUCCCCGCUGAUGCCUGAACAGAAUAAGCCUUUGGAGGUCGGAAUUCUGCGAAGAGUGAAGGAGCUUCUAGCUGAGGUGGACCCCAGGACCGCAGCCAAACAUAUCACCAAGGCCGACUGCAUGGUGGCACGGAUUCUGCCGGUGACUCCGGAGGUGCAAAGGAUGAUGGGAGUCAGCUCUGGGAUAGAGCUGCUCACGUUGCCACAUGGCCAGCAGCUGAGACUGGACCUGCUGGAGAGGUUUCACACCAUGGCCAUCAUGUUGGCGGUGGAUGUGUUGGGCUGCACCGGGACAAACGAGGAGCGAGCCGGUCUGCUCUACAAGAUCAUCCAAAUCGCAGCCGAGCUCAAGAGCACCAUGGGAAACAUGUUUGGUUUUGCUGCCGUCAUGAGAGCUCUCGAGCUGCCGCAGGUGUCUCGUCUGGAGCAGAUGUGGACGGCGUUACGACAGCGACACACAGAGGGCGCUAUUCUCUACGAGAAAACUCUAAGGCCGUUUAUGAAGAGCCUCAAUGAUGGGAGAGAAAGUUGUCCGCUGUCCAACACCACCUUCCCCCAUGUCCUCCCCCUCUUGUCUCUGCUGGAGAAGAGUGUGGUGGUGGGUGAGGGGACGGAGCCAUGGGAGUCGGCGGAUGUCGGCAUGGACGUGGUCAUGUUCCACCUGGGGGCGGCGAGGACCAUCGCACAGCUGGGGGGCAUCUACCAAUCCAACGCUCAGAGCAAACUACAAGGUUUCCAGGAGCAGGCCGAGGUCAUGGAGCUCUUCCUGACCGACUUCCAGCUGAGGUUGCUGUGGGGUAGCAGGGGAGCCCCGGAGAGCCAGGCUCUACGAUACACCAAGUUCGAGCAGGUGCUGACGGCCUUGUCCAACAAGCUGGAGCCGCCUUUCAGAUCACACUGACCUCAGAUCUGGACGAGUGGCCUGUCGCAUUCUCCCCAAUGGAGUCUGUUCUCAAUGAAACCUAACUCAACGGCACGAUGGUGUUUUAAACAGGGAGGUUCCUGCCCCAAAUGCACACGAGUGGCAGUUUGACUUUAUUUAUGUAGAGAUGACUCUGAUCAAUGCAUCGUCUCUUGAGAGGGGAAGCAAACCUUCCUGUCGCUCUAUGAUUCAGAUUCCUGAUGAAACUUCAUUCAGAAGGACGAUAACAAGUGUCAAAGUGGUUCUGAUACUUAAUGGUUUGUUUUUGUACCAUGUUUGAAACCAAGCCCGACUGGUCCCCCCCCCCCCACAGUCAAGAGUUGAGAAAUGGACGUCCAGAACCAGAGAGCCAAGAUCAUUCAAAGACUUUACAACUGAUCAGUUAUUCCUUUAGAACAUAGAUUUCUCUGUUUCCCUGGAAUACUGUUAAAGAUGGAGUGAGGUGAAGGAGAUGGAAAUGAACUGACCCUGAAUACAAUGGUACAUCCCACAGGUACACAACAUUUCUACAACCUUACAUAGUGUUAAAGUCUAAUCUGUAUAUAUAAUAUACUACUCUGCAUUUGAUUAGCCAUAUCCAGGUCCAUCGGUGCAACAUUAAUAUGUUAAUGUAUCUUACCAGAGGACUUCAUCUGUUCCACAUUGAACUCAAUAUUAACAUAUCAUAUCAGAUAUGAGUGUAAACAUUUGGUUUGGUGCUUUUGUUCCUGAGAUGAGGCUGAGCCUCUGUGUGUCGAUUAAUAUAUACAAAUGUUGUUGAUCUUAAGGCUGGACCUUCCACUGAAUUAACAAGUUCACCAACUGUAUCUUAUAUUAUAAAACCAAAUAACAUAAUAACAUUUUAUCUGCAUUUAUAAAAUUGUAUUAUUUUACAUUUUGACUACUGUAAUGUGUUCAUAAAGAUAUUUCUACUAUCUUCA
Platichthys flesus (European flounder) is the source of this 3708-nucleotide messenger RNA. RefSeq names its product SH2 domain containing 3Cb (gene sh2d3cb). The record is from RefSeq and is a predicted model, not a curated record. The transcript is spliced from 12 exons. Gene Ontology annotation, molecular function: guanyl-nucleotide exchange factor activity. NCBI's taxonomy places the organism in Eukaryota, Metazoa, Chordata, Actinopteri, Pleuronectiformes, Pleuronectidae. The coding region runs from base 128 to 2767 and encodes 879 amino acids. Gene Ontology annotation, biological process: small GTPase-mediated signal transduction; positive regulation of peptidyl-serine phosphorylation.